Phytophthora infestans T30-4 is the source of this 855-nucleotide messenger RNA. Its product is annotated as secreted RxLR effector peptide protein, putative. The coding region runs from base 1 to 855 and encodes 284 amino acids. The transcript has a single exon. The record is from RefSeq and is a predicted model, not a curated record. NCBI's taxonomy places the organism in Eukaryota, Oomycota, Peronosporomycetes, Peronosporales, Peronosporaceae.
AUGAGCCACCAGAGAAUACUUGUGCUGCUUAUGGCUGCCUUCUUUGCUUGGGUUUCAGCACAAACAACCCCUAGCCAAGCCGACAGGUCGAAGAUGAUUGAUCCCGAUGUGCUCGUGAAGACCACGUCACAGUCAAAAACCACAAUUGAUACUUCAUCCAACCGAUUUUUAAGGUUCCUCGACGCAGAAAUUCAAGAUACAGCUCGUGGUGAUAAUGAUGUAGACCACGAGGAUAGAGGGAAUACGCCGUCGCUGUCGAAGUUCGACGAUCUGAUACACAAAGUAUUUAAAUCCAAUCCGGAGAAAGCGCAAAUCGAGGCGUGGAUACAGUCUCGAGUGCACCCUCAAGCGCUUUUUGAUACCUUGCGUCUUGGAAAGAGUACGACGAAGCUGGACAAUGAUCCGAAUCUCCUCCUUUGGUUUAAGCUCGUUGCUGCUUUUAGAGCUAAGAAUGGCAACCAGGCGUUUUCGGAUCUGGAUCUCUACUACUUGCUACUGAAGAGAAACAGUGCCGAAGAACUGAAAAUACUUUUCGAAUCUUUCCUGAAGACUGAAGGCUUGAAGGAUCUUGGCAAAAGUAUGCAAAACUCGCUAUCUGGUUCUUGGAUGUCAAAAACCUUAAAACACGAAACAAGCCCAAAAAUCGUUUACGAUACCUUACGUCUUCAAGAGGCUGGCACGAAAUUAAGUGAUUCGCCAAUCUUUCAUCAGUGGCUGUCCUACGUGCAGAAGUAUCGGGCGCAGGAGCGGAAUCACUGGUUCGGAGACCGCGAAAUGCUCGACCUGUUUCGAAAGACCAUCGAGGAAGACGACGUAGAACACUGCUAUAUUUACUUCAAAACGUCCCGGGCAUGA